UCAUUUAUUUAUUUCAAUUUGAACGUGCUCGCGAGUAUUGGCCAUGUCAUGCAACCGCUGCAUCUCCGGAACUCAUUCAAGUCCUCGGAAAACUCGAAGAAGCCACAAGCCUCGGUGUUGUGCCACAGAAUUAAUAAGAUAUUCCCAGUCACAGCACGCAUCCACUACGUUGACCAGGUGGAUCAGGAGGAGGAGGUGGAUCCCCAACACCAGCACCAGCUCCAGCAGCCUGGCAGUAGCUUCACCGUCAGCGGAUCCACACCGCCUCUACGGAUUUCGCCACAUGGCUCCCCAAAGUUACAGCAGUCCCAACGCCUGGGCAAACAUCUCAGCAAAUCCGCCUCGGAGCUGAAUGGUCACGAUUGCCAUCUCAGUGAGUCACCGCACAUAUCACCCAAGAGGGCCAAGAGUGCCAUAGCGCAGCAGUUGGCCGGAGGCGGAUCGGGGGGCGUGGCCAGCGGUGUGGGUGUGCUCCAGAAAACUCACGGAUUUUUCAAUAAUCUCCGACAUCGUUGGAGUCGUGCCAAGAGCAAAGAUCGCCUAGGUCGCAAGUCACCUAGCGAUUUCCUCGAAGAAAGUACGGAUUAUGCUGCGGAUUACAGUUCCGAAAGUAGUUCCGUGACGCAGAGUCCACGACAUCGCAGUACCACCAUUGGUGGUUCUCCACUGGCAAGGGAAUUCCGAGCUACUGCAAAGAUGGCACAGGUUAUCCAGCGAUUUGGUGGCUCCAUGGAGGGCAGAAUAGAUGAGCAUCCGGAGAAUGGUUCAGCCGGCUGCAAUCCGCCACCGGAACUGACAACUCAACAGCAAUUGGAGGCCCUGCAGGCCGACGAGCUGCGUCGCAAACGCGAAGCCCAAUUACGUCAAUUCGUCUUCUUUCAGCUGCGCGUCCAUCUCAAAUCCGGCAGCGACCUGGUGGCCAUGGACAAGAAUGGACUGAGUGAUCCUUAUGUCAAGUUCAAGGUCGGCGGCCGCCUCCUUCACAAAUCGCGCACCAUUCACCGGGACCUGAAUCCCGUGUGGGACGAGGUCUUCAUCGUGCCCAUUGAGGACCCCUUCCAGCCGAUUAUAGUCAAGGUUUUCGACUACGAUUGGGGACUCCAGGACGACUUUAUGGGCUCGGCCAAGCUGGACUUAACCCAAUUGGAAUUGGGCAAGGCCGAGGACAUCCACCUGCAGCUGUGCGACUCCGGCGGAAAUGGUGGAAGCGGCAUGGGCGAGAUACUCAUCAAUUUGACGCUGUGGCCGCGCAGCCAGGAGGACAAGGAAAUGCACUUCCAGCGCAACUCCAAACUGGCCGAGUCAUCGAAGCGAUUGAAGUCGCAGAUCUGGAGCUCAGUAGUUACCAUUUUGCUAGUUAAAGCCAAGGAUUUACCAUUAGCUGAAGAUGGCAGCAAGCUGAAUGACACCCACUUUAAAUUCAGAUUAGGCAAUGAGAAGUACAAGAGCAAGUCUUCGUGGACGGAACGCUGGUUGGAGCAGUUCGAUCUUCACCUCUUCGAUGAAGAUCAGAACCUGGAACUGGCUCUUUGGAAUAGAAACACCCUUUAUGGCAAGGCCAUUAUUGACCUGAGCGUUUUCCAACGCGAGAACACGCAUGGCAUCUGGAAACCUUUCGAAGAUUGUCCUGGUGAGGUCCACCUAAUGCUCACCAUUAGUGGAACAACAGCUCUGGAGACGAUUAGCGAUUUGAAAGCCUUCAAGGAGGAUCCUCGAGAGUCUCAAUUGCUAAGGGAUCGAUAUCGAUUCCUAAGAUGCCUUCAAAAUCUUCGCGAUGUGGGUCACCUCACUGUGAAGGUUUUUGGAGCAACCGGACUGGCUGCAGCGGAUAUUGGAGGAAAGUCCGAUCCCUUUUGUGUUCUGGAACUGGGAAAUGCCCGACUGCAAACUCAAACGGAGUAUAAAACCCUCACUCCCAAUUGGAAUAAGAUAUUUACUUUCAACGUCAAGGACAUCACACAGGUUCUGGAAAUCACCGUCUUUGAUGAGGACCGCGAUCAUCGUGUCGAGUUCCUAGGCAAACUAGUCAUUCCUCUUCUGAGGAUCAAGAGUGGAGUCAAGAGAUGGUAUACACUAAAGGACAAGAACCUAUGUGUCCGGGCCAAGGGAAACUCGCCGCAAAUCCAGCUGGAAUUGACUGUAGUUUGGAGUGAGAUCCGUGCUGUUUGUCGAGCUUUGCAGCCCAAGGAGGAGAAGCUCAUCCAGCAGGAAGCCAAAUUCAAGCGACAGCUCUUCCUGCGCAAUGUCAAUAGACUCAAGGAGAUUAUAAUGGAUAUCCUAGAGGCAGCGCGUUAUGUCCAGAGCUGCUUUGAGUGGGAGUCUCCUGUGCGAUCCAGCAUAGCUUUCGUCUUGUGGAUUGUGGCCUGCGUUUAUGGCGAUCUUGAGACAGUGCCCCUCGUUCUGCUACUUAUUAUACUAAAAAAAUGGCUCGUUCGCCUUAUCACAGGUACCACAGACGCAGCUGCUCACUAUGACUACGAGUACGAUGAAGAUGACGACGAUGACAAGGAAAAGGAGGAAAAGAAAUCCAUAAAGGAAAGAUUACAGGCCAUCCAAGAAGUCUCCCAAACCGUGCAGAAUACCAUAGGUUAUUUGGCUUCUUUAGGCGAAAGCACUAUCAACACAUUCAACUUUUCCGUCCCCGAAUUGACCUGGCUGGCUGUGGUUCUCCUGUUGGGGGCCAUAUUGGUCCUACAUUUUGUCCCACUCCGCUGGCUGCUCCUCUUCUGGGGCCUGAUGAAGUUCUCCAGACGCUUACUGAGACCCAAUACCAUUCCCAACAACGAGCUGCUGGACUUUCUUUCACGAGUGCCAGAUAACGAGGAGAUUAAUCAAUAUAGAGAGCUGCCUCCAUCGGCACCCGCCGAUCAGACCCGGAGCAAUCCGAAGAAGAAGCUGAAGGGUUCAUAGUCCAUAACCAGCGCUGAUGCGGCAAUGGCGUCCCUUUCGCCGCUGCAGUCCAGCGCACUGGGAGGAGGAGGAGGAGCAGGAGGAUCCGGUUCAGGAUCCGGCGGAAAGCAGCAGCAGCUUAUGCAGCGCUUCCGGGCCAACACCAACCAGCUGAAGCAGAAGUUUGGCCAGGCCAAGAGCCUCAGUCUGAGCCAUAGCGAAUUCAAUUAGACACCAAAGUUAGUUAGCUAGUUAAGAAUCGAGGAAGUAUGAGAGCGACACACCAAGUCAACUAGUUCCACCCAUAGACGGCAACAUCAAUUAAACUUGACUCAAUUAUGCAGCACAAAGUUUGCUUUACUUAUUUUCCUAGAACUAUAUAAAUAUAUAUAUAUAUACACAGAAAGAAAAAGAUGAUGAAUGUAAAUGUGCGCUAAAUUUCAACUAUUUACACGACGAAACCGUUUCUGUAUAUACACGAAGAUAGCAGAUAUUAUUAGGAGUCUAUUGAAACAUUGCAUGUACCUAAGGUAACCUCUCUCAAAGAUCUAUUCGAAUAUUUACCAAAACUCAAAUUGCUAACUACCAGAUUCCUUUUUGCGCGAAUCCAAAUGCGAUUAAUUAUUUAUUGUGUAUUUCAAUUUGUGAUAUUUUCAAAGAAUUUUGCAACUAGGCUUACUACUUAUGUGACUUAACCCACGGAAGCUCCGUACUGCACCGAAGUUUCCCCCGAACUCCAUUUACAAUUUACCAUUCGAUUGCACUCGACUCGUUUAAGGAAGCUUCUUCAUUAUAUACCUUUACAUAUAUACAUACAUACCUACCUAUAUAAGCCUAAACCUAACCAAAUUUAUUGUAAUUGUAAUUAUUUGAUUCGAAAAAAUUGUUCAAAACAUUUUCUAAAAUUUAUAUUUAUUAACUAUGUCUAGGAUAAUCAGCUCGUAAAGGCCCGCGGCCCAGCCAUCAAAAUACAAACAAAUAUAUUAAUUAAUUGCUACUGUAACCCACUCCGAUUGAUCGAGUUGAUACAUUUUAGAUAGUUAAACUAUUUUAUACCCCACAAAAGAAGCAACAACAAAGUUUUUAUAUACAUACCAAACUCAAUUAAUUAGCACCUAAGCUAAGUUUGUUAUUUUUCAAUAUAUAUGAUGGCAAAAAUAA
Drosophila eugracilis is the source of this 4050-nucleotide messenger RNA. It is a transcript of the gene Mctp, whose product is annotated as multiple C2 and transmembrane domain-containing protein. The transcript has 12 exons. Gene Ontology annotation, cellular component: synaptic vesicle membrane. The annotation marks the transcript as partial. Gene Ontology annotation, molecular function: calcium ion binding. NCBI's taxonomy places the organism in Eukaryota, Metazoa, Arthropoda, Insecta, Diptera, Drosophilidae. Gene Ontology annotation, biological process: regulation of neurotransmitter secretion. The record is from RefSeq and is a predicted model, not a curated record.